Messenger RNA from Cottoperca gobio, 1800 nucleotides. It is a transcript of the gene ssuh2rs1, whose product is annotated as ssu-2 homolog, related sequence 1. NCBI's taxonomy places the organism in Eukaryota, Metazoa, Chordata, Actinopteri, Perciformes, Bovichtidae. Bases 309 to 1394 code for a protein of 361 amino acids. The transcript has 14 exons. Gene Ontology annotation, molecular function: heat shock protein binding. The record is from RefSeq and is a predicted model, not a curated record.
GGUCAGAUAUAUUUGGUGGAGGGUUUACUGUAGGCUACUUCUCUAGACUGAGUGAGCGCGUUAUCAUUAAAACUAAUUUACACAACGCAAGCCCUCAAGCUCAACCAAAAAAAAUAUAAAAGUGAUUAUAAAUAUAUAUUUCUAACAAUCAGAAGAAGGGACAGCUGACUGACAAGUUUUAUGAGCCGGGGGUGGGGUUUGAUAGAAGCGCUUUGCAAUGGAGUAUCAGCCCUGUUACGGGCCACCAGAACCCACUCUAUGGAAGUACCAAUCUGGGUUAUAUUCCAGCAGCAGAGGGGGGACAAGCGAUGUUCGCCCCACCCGCAGCUGAGUCUCAGGGCCCCAGCGCUCCUCCGGCCGGGAUGUUUGACAGCAUGCCUGGCUAUGAAGGAACAGUGGCAGGCGGAGGAGGUGGAUUUCUUCCCCCUCCAAUGCCGGCUUUCCCAGUUCCUCAGCCUGAGCCUGGACCUGAACAGCCACAUUGGAAUAUCCCAUCUAUAACUGAAGAUACGGCCCGGGAGGCGUUUGCCCUGUUUGCCUCCAGCAAGUGCUGCUACAGUUCAGCACCAGCGAAGGAUGGCGUGAUCACCAAAAUGGAUGCAUUCAAUACGUACAGGUACCGCCUGGAAACCUUUACUGAAUUAAGAUCUACAGAGUGGAGUCACGAGCCAUACAGAGGCCAGCCAGUGGAUGCCUUUGCCCAACCACCUCCAGGACCAUGGGACAUUCUUGCAAAAACCCCCACCUUUUAUGUGGAUGACCAGCAGAUUAUGAAGGUUCCCUACACGUCGUCCAUGAAGCCCUGCCACGAUUGUGUCGGAAUGGGGCGAAAACCUUGCAAAGACUGUGCUGGCGCUGGUAAUAAAGUUUGUUGGGUCUGCAAUGGAUCUGGUUACCGCCAUGGAGAUGAUCGAUGCAACCACUGCAGUGGCAGAGGGAGGGAAAAUUGCAGCCACUGUCAAGGGCAAGGAGCAAAGCAAUGUGCCACAUGUCAAGGAAAACAACAGCUUCUGGUCUACAUCAAACUCACCGUGAAAUGGACCAACAACUCUGAUAGCUAUGUUGUGGAACAGUCAAGUGGACUGCAUGCGGAAAACCUCAGCGACGUUUCUGGCAAGGAGCUUUUCAGGGACUCUCAGUACCUGGUAUACCCAGUGAUGGGCUUCCCAGACACUACAGUGGUAAAUGCUGCACAGCGCCUUGUCAAUGAACACCAGGGAAAGUAUUCCAGGACGUCACGCAUUCUACAACAGCGUCAAACCAUAGAGUUGAUCCCCGUCACCAAGGUAACCUACUCGUGGAAAGGCAAAUUGAACAAUUACUUUGUUUACGGGAAUGAGUUCCAAGUGAAUGCAGAUAACUAUCCUGCUACCUGUUGCUGUACAGUAAUGUAAUUGCAAUGGUUGUGUAUGAAGGUCUCAGAUCUCUAACUGAUCUACUGAUUAAUGGAGAGUUCCCUGACAUGUGGGCAGUUGAUGUUCAUUAAUUUGUAUUGUUACGUGCCAUUUGUAUUCAUGCAUCACAGAAAAUAAUUGCUUACUGUCACAAUAUAGACACUAAUCAGACUAUAUUCUCUGAAUCCUGAACCUUUUUUAGCACUAAAAAAAGCAGCAGUGAUUUUCUUUUUUACCAACGAUUUGAUACUUAUAGUAUUAUGUUUUUGCAGCGGUAAUAUUUGUUUAUCUGUUUGCUCCCAUGACAAAACUAAUCUUUUUUUUUUUUCUUAUGUGAAUGUAAAGAUCUGUUAAAUGUAUGUAAUUCUUCAAUAUCAAUAAAUGGUAUUUUGUUUCUUCUUUAAAA